Molecule: messenger RNA, 1398 nt
Organism: Pelagomonas calceolata
Lineage: Eukaryota; Pelagophyceae; Pelagomonadales; Pelagomonadaceae
Source: the annotation of a GenBank genome assembly
CCUCCAGCACUUUUGUAGGCCGCAUUGCUGCAAAUAAUGCACGAUACGCGAUGCACAAGGCUGCUGCAGCCUCAUAAGGCGGACUGAUCUUGUGCCUACCUAGGUAAGGCUGCUGCAGCCUCACAACCUUGUGCAAGGCGGCCUGAUCGUGCACAAGGUUGCUGCAGCGUCAUAAGGCGGUCUGAAGACGGGAUGGAGCACUCCCAGCUAGCAAGGACACAAGCGAUGCUCACCUGGCUCCGCGCGGCCGGAGCCGAAGGCCUCGACAACGUAGAAGUCAAGCGGACGGCCUACGGCGGCUUGGGCGUCUUCCUCGCGGCACCCGUCGAGACGACGUCGAUCGCACGCAUACCCGUCGAGUGCUGCGUGACGGCCACCGCCGCUCUUACGAGACCGGUCGGCCGCGCUGCCAGAGAGGUCCUCCCGGACUGCGCCGAUGAAUUUGUGCUGGUCCUGGACGCGGCGACGGGACGCUCCGACGCCACUCACCCGCAGCACGCCUACCUGGCGUCGCUGCCGGCCGGCUCCCAAAGCGCCAGCACGUUUUCCAAAGCCGCAAGACGACUCCUGAAGGGUACGGCCCUCGGCGACCGCGUCGAGCGCGAGCGGCGCGAGGUGCGCGCGGCCAUCGGCGACCUGCUCCCGCAGCUCCGGGAGGCGCGGCCGGACCUCUUCGGCGAGCUGUCGGCGGCGGACGUGCGCUGGGCGCGCGAGAUGGUCGUGACGCGCGCGUUCCGGGCCGAGAUCUUAAAUAACGAGGGCGGCGCCUGCGGCGUGCUCUGCCCGCUGCUGGACCUCCGGAAUCACGCCGACGGCGCGGCCGAGGCGACGCCGCGGGCCUCGGACGGCUACGUGCGGCUUUGUGCUCCGGGAAUUGAGGUGGGCGCCGAGAUCGUCACAAACUACGGGGAGGUGUCGAACGCGGACCACUUGAUGUCGCAUGGCUUCGCGCUCCGGGGCUCGCGACACGAGACCUUUGCGCUCAGCGUCGCCAGCGGUAUCUUCGACAUCUGUCCGGCCGGCGGCGACGACCAGUUUCCUUGGGGGCUCUACGAGAGCUUCGCCUCCUCGCCGGAGGUCAUCCUCGACGCUCGCGCGCUCGUACUCCAGGCGUUCCGGCGGAAUGAGGACCGCGUGCGGUUAGAACCGGAGACGCGCAUUGUGCUCACCGCGAUCCUCCGCGCGUGCCGCAAAGCGGUGGGACCCUUCGACGCCACGUGCCGCCGCGACAAAGCGCUGCUAGCUCCGCCGGGCCCCGAGGCCUCGGUCGCAAUCUACCGGCUCGGCCAGUGGAGGAUUCUGAACGACGCGGUCCACGUCCUCGAGUACGCCCUCCAACGGCGGAAGAGGAAGUGGCGCAAACUCUGGGAGCGGCGCCGCCUACGCUUAGCACAGUAA